Messenger RNA from Scheffersomyces amazonensis, 2390 nucleotides. RefSeq names its product histone deacetylase (gene HOS3). Bases 1 to 2220 code for a protein of 739 amino acids. Gene Ontology annotation, molecular function: histone deacetylase activity. The record is from RefSeq and is a predicted model, not a curated record. The transcript has 3 exons. Lineage: Eukaryota; Fungi; Ascomycota; Pichiomycetes; Serinales; Debaryomycetaceae. Gene Ontology annotation, cellular component: nucleus.
AUGGCAAGACGACAGAAACAUGAGCCAGAAAAUGAAGAUGAUAUAGAAGAGACAUUAAUUAGUCAAUUCGAGACAACAUUAACUAUUCGUCCUACAUCCAAUGAUAUUGAUGAACCGGAAGAUAUAUCUAUUGAUCAUACAGUAUUAAAUAAUAAUACUACUAUUAAUUAUACUCGAGAUCAAAGUAUCGUAGAUAUUCAAGAAUUAGAAGAAGAAGAAUUGAUUCUGGAACAAAUUCCUAAAUUUAAAACUAAUAGGAGGUAUAGUCUACAACCUAAAUAUGCACUUAAAUCAUCCAGUUCAAGUUCAAGUUCAAGUUCAAGAUUAGAAGAUUCUAUUGAUACUAAAUAUCAAUCGAUUUUAAAACCAUCUAUAUUAAUAGAUCAUUCAUUAACUAGAUUUACUAAAGCAUUUGAUGAUUUUAUAGAUUCAAAUCCUCAUAUAAAAUCAGAAUCUCCUAGAUAUUCUCAUGAAAUGGAUCAAACUUUAAUUAUAUUAUCACCUUAUUCUUCAGAACAUGCAUUUGGAAGAAAUUGGGUAUCUAAAUCUUAUCUUUCAACUAUCUUUGAACGUCCUCAAAGAUUAUUAGCAUCAUGUAUUGGAGUUGCCUCAGCAUUAACUAUGUAUCCAUUUUAUUAUAAAAUAAUAAAUUCAACAAAGAGAAGUUCAAUAUUUUCAUCUCAUGUUCGAAAGAUUCAUGGUAAAAAUUGGCCAAAGAAAUUAUUUGAAUUAUGUUUAGAAAGUCAUGAUAAAUUAAUUAACGAUCAGUUAGAAGUUCCAGAAGAUUGGAAUACUGGUGAUAUUUAUUUAAACCCAAAGACUAUUAAUGCUCUUGAAGGAGUGAUAGGGACUAUUGAAACUGCUGUUGAUUCACUUUAUAAUGAUGGAACUAUUAAUAAUAAAAAAACUCAUAAUUUGGCAUUUGUAGUUAUUAGACCUCCAGGUCAUCAUUCUCAUGCAUGCUUACCUAGUGGGUUUUGUUUAUUAAAUAAUGUUCAAAUUGGUAUAGAAUAUGCAUUUGAAACUUAUGGAAUAUCUCAUUGUGUUAUAUUAGAUAUAGAUUUACAUCAUGGAGAUGGAUCUCAAGAUAUUUGUUGGGAAAGAGCUGGAUUUCAAGGAGAUUAUGGUCAAGAUGAAGAUGAUGAAAUUAAUGAUCCAAAAUUAAAUCCUCGAGAUGAUUAUGGUAAAAGAUUUGCAACUUAUCCAAAAGUUGGAUAUUUUUCAUUACAUGAUAUAAAAUCUUAUCCUACAGAAUUAGGUUAUGCAACUAAAGAAAAUAUUAAAAAUGCUUCAACUUGUAUAAUGGAUCAUGAUUUAAAUAUUUGGAAUGUUCAUUUGCAACAAUGGAAUAAUGAAGAAGAGUUUUAUAAACAUUAUCAAACUAAAUAUGUGGCAAUUUUAAAUCGAGCUAAUCAAUUUUUAAAUACGGCUAAAAAGCAAUAUGAACAAGAUUAUCAACAAUAUCUUAAUGAUUCUACUAAAUAUAAUAAAUAUUUACUUAAACCUCAUUUAUUUAGUCAACCAAUUGCCAAACCAGUGGCUCCUUUACCAUUUAAACCAUUAAUUACUAUAUCAGCUGGAUUUGAUGCUCUGGAAUAUGAAAAUCCUCAAAUGCAACGUCAUGGUAUAAAUGUUCCUACAUCAUUUUAUGCAUCAUUUACUAAAGAUGUUGUUAAAUUAGCUAAAAUUCAUACUAAUGGUAAAGUAAUUUCAUUUUUAGAAGGAGGUUAUAGUGAUGGAGCUUUAUCUACGGGAAUAUUUUCUCAUUUAAUUGGAUUAGUUAAUGAUGAUGAAGUUACUUGGAAUGAUACUUGGGGUUUAGAUCAAGUUAUGAAAGAAUUAGUUAAAGGAUGUAAAAAAAAUUGGCUUCCUUAUAAGAAACCUCAAAGUGAUAUUACAAUUUGGGCUAAUGAAGUUAUUAAAUUAGGAAGAGCUAUGAUGCCUAAUGCAAUAUUACCUGCCAAUUAUAUUUAUCAAUAUCAAUCAGAAUCUGAAAUAAUAGACAAUGGUGAAGGUCAACAUGAACCAGUUAAUAAAAUGGUUAAAGAAAUUAUGGAUUAUCAUCAUCCUACAAGAGUAUUAGAAGUAUCCAAGAGUCCAAUAAAGGUUGAUCCUGAAGAUGAGAGAAAACUUAUGAGACAUACGAGAUCAUAUUAUAAGAAGCUUGCUACAGCUCAGAAACAACAACAAGUCCAAGAUGAAGGACCAAAGUAUAAAUAGCUUACAUAAUAAUAUCUCUACAUAACCCACAUACAUAACCCACUUACAUAAUACAUAUACAUACAUAGAUAAAUCUGACCCUGCUUUUAUUCAUGGUCCAUUGCCCGAUUAGGUAAAGAGACAGACGUUAUUACCCGAUUGGGACUUGGGACAAUGUCGCGACGAGGGAG